Molecule: messenger RNA, 1505 nt
Organism: Chironomus riparius
Lineage: Eukaryota; Metazoa; Arthropoda; Insecta; Diptera; Chironomidae
Source: the annotation of a GenBank genome assembly
CACAAAUAACAAUAACAACAUACCUCUUUAGAAAAUCAAAUUAAAAAUUCAUAAGUAUAAUUUUCGUACUCUGUACUUAUAACAAUAAUCUGUCUGUGAGAAGAAACAUUUUUCUUUAACUAUACUGAUUGUGUGGCAGCAAAAGGCAAGUUGGUAGAUAAAUGCAAUAUUUUGUGUACUGUGGAAUAAAAUCCACACAUUUUAAAUGAGUUGACGAUUGAGCGGCUUAAAAUGCAACAUCACUUACAAUUACAACAAGAACAAUCAAGUAUGGGAAUAUCAGAAAAUUCUUCCAAAUUAGAUGAAAUCGGUCAUCAGCACUUUGAUAAUCAUUCAUUAACAUUAACAAAUUUGAGUGAAAACCUCAUGUCUGACCAUAGCGAUACAGAAUUGGAACACGAUCCACAUCGAAAACGAAAACAGAGGCGUUAUCGAACAACAUUUACAAGUGUUCAACUUGAGGAACUUGAAAAAGCAUUCUCUCGAACUCAUUAUCCCGAUGUUUUCACGAGAGAAGAGCUCGCAAUGAAAAUUGGGUUAACAGAAGCAAGAAUUCAGGUUUGGUUUCAAAACCGUCGUGCAAAGUUUCGAAAACAUGAAAAAGUUGGACCAUCGGGUCAUCCUUACAAUUCAUACAUGCCUACUGCACCUUCAGCAACAUCAAGCGCGCUACAAGCAAAUCCAUUUACGCAUUUAGGAUUUAAUUUCAGGAAGCAAUUUGAUGCUGCAAGUUUAGCAGCAUUUCGUUAUCCUCAAUUGAGUGGAAAUCCAAUGGUUCCAUCAGCUUAUUUUAAUCAAUUUCAUCGUGCACCACCACCACAUCUUCUUCAUCCUAGUAUGAAUGGUUUCUAUUCACCUGCAAAUGCGUCAUUUCAAACUCUACUAGCAAAUAUAUCUGCAGCUCAACAUCCACCAACUCUACAACAGUUCUCAACAAAAUCUCCAUCUGAUUAUUUAUCAUCGAUUCCUGUAAGUUCUGCACUUUCAGUGUCGCCACCAAUUUCACCAACCGAUUCAAAUAAAUCAUCAACUUCAGCACCAUUGACUCCAAUUAAUGUCUCAUCACCAGCUUCACAAAUAUCACCAAAUUCCUCAGUUGCUGCAACUCCAACAGUUCAAAACUCAUCGCCACCACCAGAAGAUCGUCGAAGUUCAUCGAUUGCAGCAUUACGUCUGAAAGCACGCGAGCAUGAAAUGCGACUUGAGAUGAUUCGACAUAAUGGAAAUGAUGAUGGAAAGAAUGUUUAAAAUUUGUUAAUUUUAGGUUAAUUUAUUUUAUUAAUCAAGAUGAUGUUAGGAUAACUUAAAUAAUAACAUAAAAUGCAAUUUAUUUUUUAAAAAAUUUAAAGCGUUGUUAUUUAUAAAACAUUUUUGUAGAUUUUAAUUCAUAUUUUUAAUGCCAAUAAAUACAAUUGAUUCAAAGCACUAAAACAAAAUUGUUUUUUAAACUCAAAAACACAAAUAAUGACAAAGGAGUCCAUUGGAUAAUAUAACUCAGACAGCUG